This is a messenger RNA of Rotaria sp. Silwood2, 225 nucleotides long. NCBI's taxonomy places the organism in Eukaryota, Metazoa, Rotifera, Eurotatoria, Philodinida, Philodinidae. The record is from the annotation of a GenBank genome assembly.
AUGGAACUUUUAAUAGCUGCAGGUGCUGCUGGUUUAGUUGGUUAUGCGUAUGGGAAACAUAGAGAACGUCGUCAAGUAGCAAAUGGAUAUCUAACAUAUCAUCACAACGGAUACGAUACACCACAAUAUGCUAAUUUGCAUUAUGGUAGUAGAGGCAACCGUCACAGAGGUUCAUCUCAUCAUCAUCAUGAAACUGGUUAUUACAAUACUACACAUGCAUCUUAA